CUGGUCCACACUAAUAUUAUUUUGAAAAUGAAAGAAAACAACAGACAAGGAACUACUGCGGUGGCCAAGAGAAGACAGGCUAGGUUUCUCUUUUGAAUAAUAUAGUAGAAGAAAUGAUCAGGUUGCACUUACGUGGAUUGCACUGCCUAGGAAACCACCUGACUCCAUUUUCAAGGCUGGUGACUUUCUGGGAAAUGAAAGAUUAAUUUUUAAUGCUCCUGAAUUCUGCUGUGCUGACAACCACUAGCCAGUCUGAAGUUCCCUGACCUUCUUGAAGGAGAAACUAUGAGCUGGGGAUUCCUGCGAGAUAUUCUAAGCGGUGUAAAUAAAUACUCAACAGAAAUCGGCAGAAUCUGGCUGGCUAUUGUGUUUAUAUUUCGCCUUCUUGUCUACGUUGUAGCUGCUGAACAUGUCUGGAAAGAUGAACAGAAGGAGUUUGAGUGUAACAUCAGACAACCUGGCUGUGAAAAUGUCUGCUUUGAUCAUUUCUUCCCAAUUUCCCAAGUCAGGCUUUGGGCCUUGCAACUGAUCAUGGUUUCUACACCAUCACUUCUAGUUGUUCUCCAUGUCGCUUAUCGAGAAAGCAGGGAAAAGAGACACCAAACAAAGCUGUAUAAGAACCUGAAAAGUAUUGAUGGGGGAUUGCUCUGCACCUAUCUCAUCAGCCUCCUUUCCAAAAUUGGAUUUGAAAUAGGUUUCCUCUAUUUGUUUUACAAGAUAUAUGGAGGAUUUGAUGUACCCCGCCUUGUACAAUGUGACACAAGUCCUUGUCCCAACACAGUUGAUUGCUACAUAUCCAAGCCUACUGAGAAGAAAAUUUUCCUGUACAUUGUGGUGGUGACAUCCUGUUUGUGCAUAGCCUUAAAUAUAAUUGAAUUCAGCUAUUUGAUUUUCAAAUACUCGGUCAAAUGCUGCUUCAGGAAUCACAUGAAGAAAGUCAGAAACUCCAAAAGUGAACAUAAAAAAACAAAUUCUAUGGCUCACAAUGGUACCACUGUAUCUCUUGACCAAGAUUCACCCAGUAUCCAAGGAGGUGAAAAACAUUUGGGUCACUUCCAACUAUAACAAAUAAAAUAGCACUCAAUUUAUUUUGAUAAGUUUAACAAUAGAGCAGAGGUGUCAAACACGUGUCGUCAUGGAGUCGUCACAUGAUGUAUCAUAACUUUUCCCCCUUUGGGGAGAAGUAGGAGUGGGUGUGGCAAGUGUGUGAUGCAUCCGGCCCAUGGGCCAUGAGUUUGACACCCCUCAAAUAGAGCUUCAGAUAAUAAGGGUCUGAUUAUGCUCCAUAUUUAGUUUUUUCAACAUAUGUGUAAGGUUCAUGAAAUUUGCAUCUCUUGGAAUCUCCUUCUAAGGGAGAGGUAUCAAACUCGUGGCCUGCGGGCUGGAUGCAUCACACACUGGCUACGCCCACGCCCCGUUUAGUGAAGGGAAAAAAAGUCAUGAUACAUCAUGUGAUGACGCCAUGAUGACACGAGUUUGACACCCCUGUUCUAAGAGAUUCAUAAGCAUUGAUAUUUCUGAUACAGAUAAUGCUAACUUAACCGUUGAUGUAAUUCUUUCAAAGCAUCUAUUUUCAUUCUUGAUUUUUUUUUCAACCAAAGGGAUAGUAAUUUAACUUUCCCCAUUCUGGCAACCACCAGAAAUCCAAGCCAACAAGGCCAAAAGGAAUCACUAGAAACCUAGGAGUUGCAGGAAAAUUGCUAUAUUCUAUUAAGCGAAUCCUCCUUUAGGUCAUGAUGUCAUGAAAAACUGUGUCUAAUGAUGGGAACCUUAUUUUUUCACCCUUUUUUUCAACAUGCAACAUUUUAGUUUGUUUAAAGACAUUUGAUUGUAUUAGUUUUCACUUAGUUUUCCUGUUGCAGUUAUUUAUUUCUUCUGUGCAUUAUUAGCUGGGUAUAAUUUUAAAGUACUGUAUAAAGUGUGUGUACCUUUUUCCUGU
This is a messenger RNA of Pantherophis guttatus, 1939 nucleotides long. It is a transcript of the gene GJB7, whose product is annotated as gap junction protein beta 7. Gene Ontology annotation, cellular component: connexin complex. The record is from RefSeq and is a predicted model, not a curated record. Gene Ontology annotation, biological process: cell-cell signaling. NCBI's taxonomy places the organism in Eukaryota, Metazoa, Chordata, Lepidosauria, Squamata, Colubridae. Gene Ontology annotation, molecular function: gap junction channel activity.